Molecule: messenger RNA, 351 nt
Organism: Dufourea novaeangliae
Lineage: Eukaryota; Metazoa; Arthropoda; Insecta; Hymenoptera; Halictidae
Exons: 1
Coding region: 1-351 (116 amino acids)
Source: RefSeq, a predicted model, not a curated record
AUGAAGACUGCCGAGAUUGUUAAAACGACUCGCUUCAAGAAAUCUACGGUCUACGAGGCAGUGAAACGUUUCCAGGAGUUGGGAGGAACAUCGGAUCGUUCUAGAUGUGGUCGUCCUACCACCGCAACAACACGGAACAAUGUGAACAAGGUUAGGUGCAGGAUCCGUCGCAAUCCGGAACGUUCGAUGCAAAAAAUGGCAAAAGAGAUCGAGAUCAGCAAGGACAGCGUUCGUAGGAUUGUUCAGAACAAGCUGAAGAUGCGCAGUUACAAAAUUGAUCGGGCACACUUCCUCAAUGAUGAUAUGGAACGAAAAAACAACUGGAAAAAGCGCGUCGAAUACUUCGGCUGA